UCAAACCAAUUACUCUAUCAAGCAACUAUAGGAAAAAUAUACUAAACGAUGCCAAAAGUCCUGUUCAUAAAAGAUCUCUUUUUGAACAUGAAGAAUCAAACAAUACAACUGAUAAUAAGUCUGAAACUAGUCAAAGUAUCUUGCUACAAAAUAAAGUUAACACUCUAGACUAUGGUCUAGUUAAACCUCCCUCAACAAACAAACAUAAUA
This is a messenger RNA of Dentiscutata heterogama, 210 nucleotides long. The record is from the annotation of a GenBank genome assembly. NCBI's taxonomy places the organism in Eukaryota, Fungi, Glomeromycota, Glomeromycetes, Diversisporales, Gigasporaceae.